Myotis myotis is the source of this 850-nucleotide messenger RNA. Its product is annotated as myosin regulatory light polypeptide 9-like. The transcript has a single exon. Gene Ontology annotation, molecular function: calcium ion binding. The record is from RefSeq and is a predicted model, not a curated record. Gene Ontology annotation, biological process: myofibril assembly; platelet aggregation. NCBI's taxonomy places the organism in Eukaryota, Metazoa, Chordata, Mammalia, Chiroptera, Vespertilionidae. Gene Ontology annotation, cellular component: myofibril; cytoplasm; stress fiber. Bases 69 to 587 code for a protein of 172 amino acids.
UCCGCACCAGCUCUGUGCACCAAGAGUACCUUCUCCGCACCAGGGAAGCCCCACCCACUGAAGCCAAGAUGUCCAGUAAGCGAGCCAAGGCCAAGACCACCAAGAAGCGGCCACAGCGGGCCACAUCCAAUGUCUUCGCGAUGUUUGAUCAGUCCCAGAUCCAGGAGUUUAAGGAGGCCUUCAACAUGAUCGACCAGAACCGAGAUGGCUUCAUUGACAAGGAGGACUUGCAUGACACGCUGGCCUCCCUGGGGAAGAACCCCACGGAUGAGUACUUGGAGAGCAUGAUCAGCGAGGCCCCUGGACCCAUCAACUUCACCAUGUUCCUGACCAUGUUUGGGGAGAAGCUGAACGGCACGGACCCCAAGGACGUGAUCCGCAAUGCCUUUGCCUGCUUCGACGAAGAGGCCUCAGGUUUUAUCCAUGAGGACCAUCUUCGGGAGCUGCUCACCACCAUGGGUGACCGCUUCACAGAUGAGGAAGUGGACAAGAUGUACUGUGAGGCACCCAUUGACAAGAAAGGCAACUUUAACUACGUGGAGUUCACCCGCAUCCUCAAGCACGGUGCCAAGGUCAAAGACGACUAGGCCUCCCAAGGCCCCCAUGUCCAGCCCCUGUUCCAGUCACCUGCUCCACACACACACAGUCUGCACCUGCUCAUGCCCAGGGGACCUACUCAGGGGAGCCUCCCUCUGAGGGAUUAGGGCCCAGCUCCCAGUGGAGGAAACAGGCCCAGAGAGGCAGUGCCAGGCAAGGAUCACACAGCCACUGUGAGGCAGGUGUGCCCACUGGCCCUCCAAGGAAGGAUCAUCUAGGGAUCUGGGCCAGAGGGCUGGGCCUGAAGGUGCCA